GCCGGAAGUAAACUUCAGUCUAUUUUCGUCGCUCUAUCUAUGACGCGACAAAAUCGGUCACCUCCGCCUUCAGAACUUCUUGCUGGAAUAUAGAAGCGACGCACGGACUGCUAACUAGUUAGCUUGCUAAGGUAACCCUUUGGCGAGUGACGUCACAAUGUUGUCUCGAAUGUUAUUCUCGCUGCUCAACAACCUCCAUGUUGUUGAGAAACUGGCAGAAUCUCGCCCGAUCCGCAGGGCAGCACAGAUUACAGCCUACGCCAUCACCAAGGCUCAUAUAUUCGGCCGGGACGCGUCGCAGCGAGUCUUGCGCUCCCAGACGCUGCGACAGGUCCGGGAGGAGGCUGGCAGAGCACCCGGGGACAUGGAGGACGUCGGGAGGCGACUCCGGAAAGUCCGAGAGACAUUUGUCAAGGAAGUGAAAGUCGGGUGGAAAGAUGGAUCCCGCCAAAUUAAGAAGUAAAACUUUAUUGAAUGCCAUUUUCUGCUUUGAAGCUACAGCAGGAUUGUUUGUUGAGCAAUGUGCAUGAGGAUGUUUUAAGCACAAUUCAGAGCGCAAUUUAACCGCAUUUUGCAAAUUUAAUGUCAAAUCAAAUCAAAUGUUUAUUGGAUUCAUCUCUAUACAGUGUACAUCAACGACUAAACUACUGACUAAACUACUACCACAACUUGGUUUACUAUUUAUGAAAUAUAAUAAUGUAGGGUUACCUGUAACUUGAAAUAGGCCACCCGGCCUGAAUCCACACUUCCCUUAGUAAACCAAGUUGUGGUAUUAGUUUAGUCAGUAGUUUAGUCGUGGAUGUACUAUUUAUUAUAGUUUAUUAUUAUUAUAUUAUUAUAUUGUAUAUAUAAUAUAUUAUAUGUAUAUUAUAUUAUUAUAUAUAUUAUUAUUAUUAUAUUAUUGUAUUUAUUAUUAUAGUUUAUUAUGUAUAUUUAUUAUACAAUAUAGUGAUGAAUCCAAUAAACAUUUGAUUUGAUUUGACAUACAAUUUGCAAAAUGCGGUUGCGCAUUUUGCAAAUUGUGCCCAUUGGUAUUGUGCUUACAACAAGGACAAAGGACAGUAUCUGCAAAGAUGGACACUGAAUUGACUGAGACGGGAAGGGAUCUUUGCAAUGAGCUUUACGUCAGAACUACAUUUGAUUUCCAACAAUGGAACCUGCUGCUGCUAAGUCAUAGCAAAAUUACGUUUUGUCACAAUGACAUUUAAUUAUGAAUUGUUGUGACUUCUCAGUUUCAAGUACAAUGCAGAUAAAGAUUUUUGCAGUGGUUCUCAAACUAUUUUCAACAAGUAUCUCGGGAAAAAAACUUGGCUCUCCAAGUACCACCAUAAUGACCAACAUUAAAAUUCAGUCAAGCAGUAGGCACACAUAUUCAUCAAAAACAGGGCAGAGGUUUUAUUUUACAAUAUUUAAUAUUUUGGACACUGGAUGGAUGGAAUAUUUAAUAUUUUGGACACUAUAACAUUACACACAAUUAGAAAAGCAACAAUGUGUUGGAACAUAGGAAAAUAAAAGACUGCACUUGAAUCUGUUUGAGAAUCUCUUGCGAAGUUGCUUGAGAUGAUUCACGCUUCUACAGAGAUUCAAUAAAUAGCAUUAAAAACA
This is a messenger RNA of Nerophis ophidion (straightnose pipefish), 1605 nucleotides long. RefSeq names its product NCBP2 antisense 2 (head to head) (gene ncbp2as2). The record is from RefSeq and is a predicted model, not a curated record. The transcript is spliced from 2 exons. Lineage: Eukaryota; Metazoa; Chordata; Actinopteri; Syngnathiformes; Syngnathidae. The coding region runs from base 158 to 463 and encodes 101 amino acids.